GCAAACUAUGUAUAUAUGUAGUAAAAUCUAAAAAGGUUGAAACUGUGUGGAGAGCAUGGGUUAUGAUAUCGAGCGUUUCGUUGGCUAUGUUAAUGAAGGGCUAUUAUGCUCCAUCUGCCGUGAUGUGUUAGAAGAUCCGUUACAGGCUCCUUGUGAACAUGCUUUCUGUACUGCGUGUAUACAUGGAUGGCUUGUUCAUCACAGUAACUGCCCUGAAGACAGGCAAAUGAUUGAUGUAUCUUUGCUACGACCUCUGUACAGAUAUAUGAAAAAUGAUUUAAACCGUCUUCAGCUACAUUGCAAAAACAGAGAGUAUGGCUGUGAAAUGGUUUGUUCUCUGGAGUCUAUAGACAGGCAUGAAAGGGAGUGUGAAUACAGUCAGAUACCUUGCUCCAAUGCCGGUUGUACAGUUCAGAUUGAACGACGUAACUUAGAUGGUCACCUGGCAGUGUGCGAAUAUCGGAGCCGUGAAUGCCCCAAUGGUUGUGGUUACACCAUUCUCAGUGCAGAAGACACACAGCAUAAUUGUGUAGCAGAGCUAAGAACUGAGCUAGAACUACUUCGGUCAGAAAUGAUCUGCAGAGUGGAGGAGGCAAAACAUGAGAUGGAGUCAAGGUUAGAUUCACAGAGAAGGCAUAUGGUCCAAAAAGAGAGUAUUCUGCAAAAUGAAGUUGAAGAACUAAAGAGUCAGAUGUCACGAAUGAUGUCAGAUGUACGCUCUCUGAUGGCUGCAGAGAGACAGCACCGUCAAGAGCUGGAACAGGCUGAGCUGGAAAAACGGGAACUAAUGGAGCUGCUGAAGGGGCUGCAGAAGGACUGUCGAUUAACGACUACAGAAGGAAGCAGGAAGUCAACAAAUUUCCGCCCUCUAGCACGACUAGAGAGUGUAAAACGAAAACCUAGGGAAGUUACAGUUAUCUAA
Molecule: messenger RNA, 922 nt
Organism: Nipponia nippon (crested ibis)
Lineage: Eukaryota; Metazoa; Chordata; Aves; Pelecaniformes; Threskiornithidae
Source: RefSeq, a predicted model, not a curated record